Messenger RNA from Harmonia axyridis, 14543 nucleotides. It is a transcript of the gene Dhc98D, whose product is annotated as dynein axonemal heavy chain 10. The record is from RefSeq and is a predicted model, not a curated record. Gene Ontology annotation, molecular function: dynein intermediate chain binding; dynein light intermediate chain binding; minus-end-directed microtubule motor activity. Lineage: Eukaryota; Metazoa; Arthropoda; Insecta; Coleoptera; Coccinellidae. The transcript has 21 exons. Gene Ontology annotation, biological process: microtubule-based movement. Bases 124 to 14511 code for a protein of 4795 amino acids. Gene Ontology annotation, cellular component: dynein complex.
AACAAUAACAAAUAGCUGAAACUUACGUUUCCGUAAAUUUUCUAUUCUAUAGAAUUCAUGACAUGUUCAACUACUCAAUACUGAGGUUUUUCAUUUCGCAAGUGAAUUUUUGAUAACAAAGUGAUGGAUUUUCGUCUUGAGUGGGUCAAAUCAAAGAUUCUAAAAUAUUUUGGUCUGAAAUCUGAAAAAUAUUUCAAUGAUAUGCUAUCCAACGUCGACGACCUGGAAGAUCAAAUAUACUCGUUUUUGGAUGAUGAUAUCGUGGCCCAAGAUGAAAGCCAGAGAAGGUUUUUCUAUGUUUAUAAAGAAUCCUUUGAAACUCUCAUAGAAGAGGAAAUUUUAGUGCCUGAAAUAGUGAGAAAACCAAAACCACCUGUAGUUGAACCAAUACCUCCACCUGAACCACCAAAAGGAAAAAAAGGAAAAGGAAAGGAAAAGAAAGGAAAAGACAAAAAAAUAUCACAGGAGGAGAUAAAUGGGGAGCAAUCUCCAAAAACAGUAAUAGAUGCAGAAACUGGAGAAUCAAUUCAAAAAUUAGUUUCUGAAGGAGAAUUUGAAGAUGAAGAAGAAGAUAUCUUGUCAGUUGAAUGGGAAGAAGAAGUUGUAAUGGUUACUAAAACGAUCACGAAGACUUCCCAAGACUAUACGUUGCAUGCAAAUUUCGGCCUUGUGUUAGAAGCUCUCCAACCACAUUGUGACAAACGUUUUGUAUAUUUUUAUCGAAAAACUGAAGAAGGCAUAGCUACUUUUGACUUCGCCGAAGACGCAGAAGCAGAGAUGUCGUACUUGUUCAUUGUCGGUUCGUGCGAUGGAAGUUUUUUAGUCGAUGCCAAUAAUGUUAUUGAACAUGUUUUUCAACCUCUUUUUCGAGGUUACUUCCAAGAACCAGUGGUCAAACGAGCUAUACCUCAACGAGAAGAGGAACAAGCGGAAACUUUUAGGGUGUCUAUCAGUUCCGUAGAGGCUGCAGAUUUGAAGAGGCCAUCUGAUUACAGGAGAAUGUCAUUAUCAGUCAAAAAAGCUAGAGAGAGAAAUGAGCUUAAAAGUAUUGUGGUUGGCCAUGAAGCGGCCUCUAGACAUAAAAGAGAUGAGGAAAAAAUGAGUAAUACUCCAAUUAAAGACGACUUGAUUUCAGAAGUUACAAUUUUCGGGGAAAAUUUGAACUGGGCUAUGGAGCAUAUUGAGGAUGAAAUUGACUUGCCGAUGAGUCAUUUUCCAGAAAUCUUAUACAGUGACAAAUCUGACGAAGAGAUUUUAAACGAACCAGAUAUUGUUGAGUCUCUAGAAGGUGUGGUUAUGGAAUGGGAGAGACAUAUACUUAAGGUUAUAGAAAGUUUGGAAAACAAGAAGCCAGAUGGGUUUGGUCCAAUUGCCGAAUACACUUACUGGCAUGAAAGAGAAGCAGCUCUUAGCGCUAUGGUGGAACAGCUGAAGAAACCAACAUUCCUGAAAGUGUCUAAAUUACUGGAAAAGACGAAAUCUCCUAUCAUAGAUGCGUUUGUUCAUUACCAGUUAGACUUGAAGAAGAACUAUAUACAAGCCAGAGAUAACGUCAAAUUUUUGUACACGAUUCUGCGAUAUCUGAAUAUUGUUACCAACUGCGAUGAUUUUGCUACAGUAAAGGGUAUACUGAUGGAACUAAUGGAUGGUCUACAAUUGAUUUGGGUAUUAUCAAGGUACUACUGUACAGAUGAAAAAAUGGUUCCACUCAUGGAGAGAAUUGUCUAUUGUCUCAAAGAAAAAGUUAGGAAAGCUCUCAAUCCAGAAUUUUUAUUUAGGAACCCUAUAUCAGAAAUAAAAACUCAAACAGAAACUGCAAAGGAUAUGCUUGAAAUGUGGAAAACCGCGUAUUUAACCAUCAGGCAAAAAAUAGAAGAUUCUGGUAAAGGACAACGAUGGGAAUUCGAUAAAAUAAGAUUAUUUUCUGAAUCAAACUACAUGGCCAAAGUAUGCGGUGACUUGAGGGAUGUAGCAAUGGCUAUGUUCCACUUCUACAAUAUAUUUGGUCCAGAGCUUCGAUCGAUAGUGAUAGAUCCACAGAGAAUAGACAGUGUUUCUAAAAGAGUGGAGAGAUUAGUGAUACAAAUCGAAAAUACAGAUUUUGACAUUUUCAAGGAGAGUUCCAAGGAGAACUGGGAUCAAGUAAUGGAUAAUUUCUAUAAUGAAGUGAGAAAGCUCGAUAUGGAGGCAGUUAAUUUCAUAGAUCAAAGUUUCAAAAUAUUAAGGUCUUCUGAAAUCGCCCUGGAUAUGCUCUUGAAGUUCAAACAUAUGGAGACGAGACAGGUGAUUCUGGACAGGUUGAUGAGUAAAUUUGAUGUGAUCUUGGAUCAGUUUAUGAAAGAAGUACUAGAAGUAGAUAAUAUAUUUACCAGAAAUCGCCGUCAUCCAAUUCUCUGCAGAAAUUUUCCGCCGAAAGGAGGAUCCAUAUAUUGGGUGAGAUUGAUGUUCCACAAACUGAAGAAGAUGAUUAUGAAAUUUCAAAAGGUUCCUGAACUUAUAUCAUCUAGAAUAAAAGACGACGCUUUCAGAAAUUAUCUCAAAGUUAGUAAAGCGUUGAUGGCCUUCGAACAGAGUAAAUUCGAUCAAUGGCAAGAAGAGAGCACAUCCUCUGUCGAGAAGGCCAUGCAAAUGGAUAUUCUGAAAGUUUCAAGUCUUCUGUUCAAAAAAGGCGUCGAUGAUGAUUUGAGAAUGGAUGAUAUGAAGACAAAAACAUCCAAACAGAGCUCUAGUAUUCAACCGAUGAAACCUUCAACAAAACAGAGUUGGGUACAAAGUUCUUCAUCUGCACCAAAAGGUUUGAAAUUCUCCAUUGUUGCUUCGACGCUAAAAUGGUUGAUGUCCGCAAAAAGCACAAAUAUGCUUAUGGAUAAAAUGAAAUCAUUAAAAAGCUUAACCUGGCAUGAGGUUAUGGGGGACAAUAUAAUGGCCGAACAAAACCUAGAAUUCUCUUUGAAUUUCGACUGGGAGAUCUUCAAUUAUAUAAAAGAGGGAUGUAUCAUGGAAUACUUCGGUUACAUGCUACCUACAGAUGUAAGAAUGGUUGCCAUCCAAAAAGAUAGACUUCAGAGUGACGUACAGGCCAUAACUGAUAUGAUUGAAGCUUACAAUGAUGUAACCACAAAAUUAACAUCACCGCAGAUGAACUUACUGAAAGAAGAGAUAAAGGAGGUGGAACUUUAUAUUCAACAAGGUUUGAGUAGAAUAAAUUGGAGAUCUCUCGGAAUAUCAGAUUAUGCUAAGAACUGCGUUUUGAAAAUUAAUAACCUCAAAACUCUUUUCUCUCAAAUAGAAUAUAUUGAGGCGGAUAUUGACAAACGUAUCAAGAAACUAUCCAAUUUCAACUUGUUUGAUUUUGUAACGGUAGAAGAAAACACCUUGCGUUUACCCUGCAAACAAUUCUUCAAUUCUAUUGUUGACUUACGAACUGAGCGUUUGAACGAAAUGAUUAAUAUUUAUGAAACCUUUGGCCCUAUACUUAUAAAAGUGGAAUACCUGGUGCUUAAGACGAAUACUGGUAUGGCUCCGCAGAUGGCAGCUUAUUAUCACUAUUGGGAAAAUGAAAUCUUUCAAACCUUAAUCACAAUGAUUGUGAGAAACCUGGAAACAUUCACAUCUAAACUUGCAGCAAAAGUUCUUCUUUUCCAAGUUGAUGCUGUAGUACAAUUACCGGAAGUGAUAUUAUAUCCCACAGCUCCAGAAAUUUAUAAUACUAUUGUUAGAAAUGCCAAAGAUUUUCUGGACACUCUCAAAUCAUUUACAAGAUGGAUGGAUCGAAUGUGCAAACCUUGCAAACCAAUCAAGAUUUCAAAGAUGGAAGAAUUCACCUAUACAUUUUACGACGAUAUCAUUAAAAUUCCUGAUAUCAAUGACUUAGUUACAAAACUUCAGGAAACCUCACAUAAAACAAUAUACCAAGUACAUAGAUAUGUUCAGAAAUGGCGGAGGUAUAAGAGUCUUUGGAGUUUCGAUAAAGAAGUAACCUGUUUGGGUUGGGUACAAAAACAUAAUCUUCUGGAAGAUUUCGAUGACAAAUUCAGUUUUUACCAAAAUAUUCGAGUCAAAAUGGAAGAACAGGAAUAUCUUAUACCCAUCUGUUCUAUUCAGUUAAAUUUGCAACCUCUUUUGAUAGAGAUAGGAAAACAUUCUCUAGAGUGGAAAAUGAUAUUGGGAAGACAACUGGAAGAAAGAACUUUUGCUGCUAUGGAAGAACUCAGGGAUACAAUAUCGGAAUUGAGAGUACUCGUAAACCAGAAUAUCAAAGGAUUGGAUAAGUUCAAAUCAGUGAUGCAAGCAAUUGGGAUUAUAACGAAGAAAAACUUGCACGCCGAAUUGGAAUAUCUCGAUUUCCAAGAAACAUAUGGUGUAUUGAAACAACACCAGUUACCAUAUGAUCCUGAACAUGAAGAAUUAGCGUACAAAUUAGAAAAAGAUUGGAAAUCGCUAUUUAUAACAGCCUUAUAUAGGGAGCAGAAACUUGAAAGUACUAAAGAGAGAUUCGCCUUGAUUACUUUGAAUCAAAUAAAUGAUUUUUGUAAGUUGCUGUCAGAGUUUGUGAGGAGAUUUAAUCAGGAAGGACCUGGGUCAGUAGGUGAAGAUCUUGAUAGAGGUGUGGACCUUAUGGAGGAAUAUGAGAGGUUAUUCAUUGAAUUUGAAGAGAGACGACAAGAGCUACUUCAAGCAGAAAUGUUAUUCGAUAUUCCUCUAGCAGACUACAGUGAAUAUCUCAAAGCAAAGGACCAUUACGAUGGUAUGGAGUUAGUGUACAGAAUUUACAAGAAUCAGAAACAUGCAAGAGAAAUUUGGGGAAAAACAUUGUGGGCUAACCUCAACCCCCAAGCUCUCGUCGACGGCAUGGAAAAUUUUGUCAAGGACUUUAAAAAGCUACCAAGGGUGGUCAAAAAUUUGCCAGUUGGGGUAACUCUUGAAAAUAAAAUGAAAAUGUUCAAGAACAGUGUUCCCUUAAUGGUUUCUUUGAAAAAUGAGGCUCUUCGAGAGAGGCACUGGAAACAAUUGAUGGUGAAGACAGGAAUUGAAUUUGAUAUGGCUCCUGACAGAUUUACUUUGGACAAUAUGUUCUCUAUGGAGUUACAUAGGUACCAGGAUAUAGCUGAAGAAAUUAUCACCAAUGCUAUAAAAGAAUUAGCCAUAGAAAAAGGAGUAAAAGAAAUUGUCGAUAUAUGGGCAUCUAUGGCAUUCAUAAUUGUGAAACACUCUAAAGGAAGUGAAGAUAGGGGAUAUCUCUUAGGUCCAGUAGAUGAAAUAAUGCAAGUACUUGAGGAUAACUCCAUGAAUUUACAAAGUAUGGCAGGAUCUCAAUUUGUUGGACCAUUUUUACCAGUGGUUCAGAAAUGGGAAAAAAAUUUGUCAACUAUCGGAGAGGUUAUCGAUGAAUGGUUACAAGUUCAACGGAAAUGGUUAUAUCUGGAAGGAAUAUUUGUUGGAGGUGACAUCAGGGUGCAACUUCCAGACGAAGCAAAAAAAUUCGACGAUAUAGAUAAAGCAUUCAAGAAAAUUAUGGCUGAUUCUGCAAAGAAACCAUUGGUAUGCGACUGUUGCUUAGUUGCUGGGCGUUUAUCAGAAUUCCAAAUGCUGAGCUUAGGAUUAGAUAAGUGUCAAAAAUCUCUAAACGAUUACCUGGAUUCAAAACGAAGACGUUUUCCAAGAUUUUAUUUUAUUUCGACAGAGGAACUACUAUCGAUUUUGGGAAGUAGUGAUCCUUACUGCGUACAGGACCAUAUGAUCAAAAUGUUCGAUAAUAUUAAAUCCUUACGAAUAGCUCCUGAUAAUCAGGAUCGAUUAGUAGCUAGCGCUAUGAUUUCGGCUGAAGCAGAAGUAAUGGAAUUUAGAAAUGCUGUUUUUGUAGCUGGUAAAGUUGAAGAUUGGAUGAAUGAUGUACUGUGGGAGAUGAGACGAUCUAAUCGGUUCAUAACUAAGGCUGGUAUUUUCUAUUACGGAAAAAUUCGGAGGCCUAGAUGUGAAUGGAUGUUGGAAUAUUUGGGAAUGGUGUGCUUAGCAGGCAGUCAAGUAUGGUGGACUGCAGAGGUUGAAAACGUGUUUGCCAAGAUCAAGAAAGGAAAUAAGAGAGCUAUGAAAGAAUAUUUGACUCAGCUCAAUUCCCAACUAGACGAAAUCGUAGUUAGUGUAAGAGCAGAUCUUACCCCAAACACAAGAUCAAAAAUGAGAACAAUAGCUAUUAUAGAAGUUCAUGCAAGAGACAUUAUUGAAGGUUUCGUCCGGGAUAGUGUAACCGAUGCUCAAGAGUUUGAGUGGGAAAGCCAGCUACGAUUUUACUGGGUCAACCACCUCGAUAAUCUGUAUGUUAAUCAGUGUACAGGUUCUUUUGAAUAUGGUUAUGAGUACAUGGGUUUGAAUGGUAGAUUAGUAAUAACAGCUUUAACUGAUCGUAUAUAUUUGACCAUUACACAAGCUCUGAUUAUGCAUAUGGGGGGAGCUCCAGCAGGCCCUGCUGGAACUGGAAAAACAGAAACAACGAAAGAUUUAGCGAAAGCUUUAGCACUACUUUGCAUUGUCACAAACUGCGGAGAAGGUAUGGAUUUCAAAGCAAUAGGUACCACUUUGGCAGGUCUUGUUCAGUGUGGUGCAUGGGGUUGUUUCGACGAGUUCAAUAGGAUCGAUAUUUCUGUAUUAUCAGUGAUUUCAACUCAACUGCAAACUAUCCGCAGUGCUUUAAUGAAUAGAGUUGAUAAAUUUAUGUUUGAAGGAGCUGAAAUAAGUAUGGAUCCUAAGGUUGGUAUAUUCAUUACUAUGAAUCCAGGUUACGCUGGUAGAACAGAGUUACCAGAAUCAGUUAAAGCUUUAUUCAGACCAGUUGUUUGUAUAGUACCUGAUAUGGAGAUGAUUUGUUUGAUAUCCUUGUUUUCGGAUGGAUUUUUAGAGGCUAAGGUUUUAGCUAAGAAAAUGACCGUCCUUUAUAAACUAGCAAGGGAACAAUUAUCAAAACAGUUUCAUUAUGACUGGGGUCUCAGAGCUCUGAAUGCUGUAUUACGAAUGGCUGGUGUUUUAAAGAGAGCCUCUCCUGAUAUAAAAGAAGCUUUAGUACUAAUGCGAGCGUUAAGAGAUAUGAACCAUCCAAAAUUUGUAUUUGAUGAUGUUCCUUUAUUUUUGGGUCUCAUCAGAGAUCUGUUCCCUGGUAUGGACUGUCCACGAGUAGGUUACCCUGACUUCAAUGCAGCUGUAGAAACGGCUCUUGCACGGAAACAAUAUAUCAUAUUACCUUAUCAAGUCGACAAAGUUGUUCAAUUUUAUGAAACAAUGAUGACCAGACAUUCUACAAUGCUAGUAGGGCCAACAGGUGGCGGGAAGUCUGUUGUUAUUCAUACUUUAGCUGAUGCACAAACGCUGAUGGGAUUACCUACCAAAAUUUACACAUUGAAUCCAAAGGCAUGUUCAGUUAUCGAAUUGUACGGAAUUUUGGAUCCAGCCACGAGAGAUUGGGUGGACGGUCUUCUUUCGAAUAUAUUCAGAGAAAUGAAUAAACCUACAGAAAAACAAGAGAGGAGAUAUAUUCUUUUCGAUGGGGAUGUUGAUGCAUUGUGGAUCGAGAACAUGAAUUCAGUUAUGGAUGACAAUAAGCUUUUAACAUUAGCUAAUGGCGAAAGAAUUCGUUUGCAAACUCCAAUUUGUGCUCUAUUGUUUGAAGUGGGAGAUCUGCAGUAUGCUUCCCCAGCUACUGUAUCAAGAGCCGGUAUGGUUUACGUCGAUCCCAAAAAUUUGGGAUAUCAACCUUACUGGGACAGAUGGAUUAAGACCAGGACUCAUCCAGCUGAUUUUGAGGCAUAUCAAGAAUUAUAUGAAAGAUAUGUCCCCGACUUAUUGAGUUAUAUUAUAGAAGGCACCUUAGCUAAUCGUCAAGUGGCUCCUCUGAAAACAGUCAUUCCUCAAACAGGUUUGAAUAUGGUAACUCAAAUGUGUUUUGUGAUAGAUGCUAUUUUACCUCAACCAGCUGAAGACGUCAGAACGCCAGACGAGCCAGCUGAUACAGAUCUAAUUGAAGCCGUAUUUGUGACAGCUCUCUACAAUUCUGUUGGAGCCGCGCUUUUAUCGGAUGGCAGGAAAGACUUUGAUGAAUUCAUAAAGAGUUUGUGUUCAAUGUUGAAAGCUGAAGAUACUAAAGAAGACCCUUGUGAUAUCCGCAAGUUGCCAACAGCCUAUCCCACUUUCUACGAUUAUUAUUUAGAUAUAGAAGAGAGAAAAUGGUUUGCUUGGGAUUGGCUUGUACCAGAGUAUAUCCAUGAUCCUGAAAAACGUUUCGCUGAAAUUUUGGUACCCACAAUUGAUACUGUUAGGACAACGUACGCACUGAAACUUAUGAAUCGUGUGAAGAGACCAAUUAUAUUGAUCGGUGAAACUGGUACUUCAAAAACAGCUAUAAUUCAAGAUUUUCUCAGAAACCUGGAUCAGGAAUUAUAUAUUAUAAUGAAUAUAAAUUUCUCUUCACGUACUACUUCGAUGGAUGUACAGAGAAACUUGGAAUCUUCUGUUGAGAAAAGAACAAAAGAAAUUUAUGGUCCACCGAUGGGAAAGAAAUUAAUUUGUUUCAUGGACGACUUGAAUAUGCCUCAAGUAGAUGAUUAUGGGACUCAACAACCAAUAGCCUUAUUGAAACUCCUAUUUGAACUAGGAGGUUUUUAUGAUAGGGGCAAAGACUUAAAUUGGAAAUCCCUCAGAGAUAUCUUUUAUUAUGCUGCAAUGGGUGUAGCUGGUGGAGGAAGAAAUGAGGUAGAUGCAAGAUUUAUGUCAAUGUUUACCGUAUAUAAUUUAAUAUUUCCAACCUCUGAAACUCUUCAACAUAUAUAUUAUAGAAUAUUAUCAGGACAUCUAAAUACAUUUCCGCCUGAAGUUCAAGUAGCUGACAAGUUGGUAGCGAUAACGAUCAAUCUGUACAAUUUAAUAAUUGUUCAGCUACCACCAACACCAAAAAAAUUUCAUUACAUAUUCAAUAUGAGAGAUCUUUCAAGAAUUGUAGCUGGCAUGUGCAUGACUAAACCUCAUCUAUACACAACUGUUCCUCAAAUUGUCAGAGUAUGGAGAAAUGAAUUCACCAGGGUAAUUUGUGAUCGACUUAUUAACGAAAAAGAUCAGGAACUCAUGAGGAAUUAUAUUAUAAAACAAAUACAAACAGAAUUUCCACCUCCUACAAAAGAAGUAGCUGCAGUACCAGAAGAAGAAGACGAAGAUUUUGCAUUCGUACCCGAAGAAGAAAAAACUGAAGAGCCCGAAGAAGAGCAAAUUGACGUGACCGAGUAUGCUAUGAGAGAUCCAUUACUUUUUGGAGAUUAUAGAAAUGCUGUGAAUGAAGAUGAGCCUAGAUGUUAUGAAGAUUUACUAGAUUAUGAAGCUAUUUAUUUUUUAUUUCAAGAAAUUCAUGAAGAAUACAAUGAAGUUAAGGAAAAACUACCGAUAGUUCUUUUUGAUGACGCAUUGGAACACUUAACGCGUAUACAUCGUAGUUUGAGGUUACAAAAAGGCCAUGUUAUGAUCGUUGGUGUAGGAGGUAGUGGAAAAUUAAGUUUGACAAAACUUGCAGCUUUCACGGCUGGUUGUGAUCUAUUCUCAAUUGUUCUCUGCAGAGGUUACAAUGAAGCUAUGUUCAAAGAGGAUUUGAAAGUGCUAUAUAAUAAAUUGGGCGUUGACAACAAGCCUACAGUAUUUUUCUUCGCAGCUGCUCAAGUUGUUGAAGAAGGUUUUCUCGAAUUCAUAAACAACAUUCUUAUGAUUGGUAUUGUGCCCUCACUCUUCACAGACGAUGACAAAGAUGCCAUUAUUGGAAAUUGUAGAAGCGCAGCAACAAAAGCUGGUUAUGGUGUCGCCAAAGACAAUGUAUGGCAAUACUUCGUCAAUACCUGUAACGAUAAUUUGCACGUGGUGCUCUCUAUGUCACCUGAAGGUGAAAUACUGAGCAAGAGAUGUAGAAAUUUUCCGGGCUUAGUGAACAAUACCACAAUCGAUUGGAUAUUUCCAUGGCCAGAUCAAGCUUUAUUUGCAGUAGCUUCUGUUUUUUUGAAAGAAAAUCCACGAAUACCUGAGGAUUAUCGAGCAACAAUAAUUGAACAUGUGGUGAAUUCACAUAAGGAUAUUAUGCACUUUACUCUCGAAUAUGCAUUGAGAUUAAGAAGGAAGAAUUAUGUCACUCCCAAACAUUACCUGGACUUCAUUCAGACUUAUUUAAGAUUAUUAGAUGAAAAAAAUGCAUUCAUUAAAAGCCAGUGUGAUAGAUUGAUGAGUGGAAUGUCUAAAAUCGAAGAAGCUAGUGGUGAAUUAGCUGUUUUGAACGAAAAAUUGGAAAAGCAGAAGGUAAUAGUUACUCAAGCUACAUUGGAAUGCGAAACUAUGCUUGUUGAAAUAGAUGCAGGGACGAAAAAAGCUACCGAGAAAAAAAAUAUUGCUUCUGUUCGAAGUACUGAAAUCGAAGAGCAGGCGCAAGUUAUCAGUGUAGAACAGGGAGAGGCAGAGGAAGCCCUUGCGGAAGCAAUGCCUGCGCUUGAAGCAGCCAGAAUUGCGUUAGAGGAUCUAGACAAGUCUGAUAUCACAGAAAUAAGAUCUUUUGCCACACCACCAGAGGCCGUGCAAGUAGUUUGUGAGUGUGUUGCAAUAAUUAGAGGAUAUAAAGAAAUAAAUUGGAAAACUGCUAAAGGUAUGAUGGCUGAUCCAAAUUUCUUAAGAACUUUACAAGAGAUGGAUGUCAAUAACAUCACUCAGGCACAACAAAGAGCUGUGAGAGCUCAUAUGAAAAAAUCUUCGAAAUUGAACGAUAUGGCUUCUAUUUCUAAGGCCGGCUUUGGCUUGCUCAAAUUUGUUUUAGCUGUUUUAGACUAUUGCGUUGUUUACCGUGAAGUGAAGCCUAAAAAAGAAAGAGUAGAAGAGCUUCAAAAAGAAUAUGAUACAGCCAAGAGAAAUUUGGAGAAAUUAUACAAUGAAAUAGCAAAACUAGAGGCGGAUCUUGCUAAGUUGAAUGAAAAAUACGAAGCUGCUUUGAAACGACGCCAAGAAUUACAAGAGGAAACUGAUAUCAUGAUGAGAAGAUUGAUAGCUGCUGACAAAUUGAUCACAGGGCUAAGUUCUGAGAAGGCAAGAUGGACUGAAGACUUGAAAGGGCUGCAUCUGGAAAAGGAAAGACUCAUAGGAAGUUGUUUGUUAUCUUCUGGAUUUUUAGCUUACUGUGGACCUUUCACUUAUGAAUUUCGUAGGGACAUAGUAUAUAUGAAAUGGUUGGAUGCUAUAGUUUCCAAAGAAAUUCCAUUAACUCAACCAUACAGAAUUGAAACGAACUUAUCCAGUGAUGUAGAAGUGAGUGGGUGGAACUCUGAAGGGUUACCUCCAGAUGAGCUGUCUGUGCAAAAUGGCAUACUUACAAUGAAAAGCUCAAGGUUUCCUCUUUGUAUUGAUCCACAACAACAAGCCAUUAAUUGGAUUAAAAAAAAAGAAGAGCAGUUCAACCUCAAAGUUCUCAGCUUCAGUGAUAGCGAUUUUCUGAAACACUUAGAUAUGGCAAUAAAAUACGGAUCCCCGGUUAUUUUUCAAGAUGUUGAUGAUUACAUCGAUCCGGUGGUGAUCAAUGUUAUUUCAAAAAAUAUUAAGACUGUAUCCGGUAGAGUUUUCGUUGUGUUGGGGGACAAAGAGGUUGAUUGGGAUCCCAACUUCAGACUCUACAUGACUACUAAAUUCGCCAAUCCAUUAUUCAAUCCAUCGGUUUACGCCAUAGCGAGUGUUAUCAAUUAUACAGUUACUUUAUCAGGAUUAGAAGAUCAGCUAUUGAGUGUUGUGGUGCGAAAUGAAAGACCUGAUCUAGAGGAACAGCGAGAAAUGCUCAUAUCCGAAACGAGCGUAAAUAAAAAUUUGCUGCAACAACUUGAGGACUCUUUAUUGAGAGAAUUAUCGACAACUACUGGAAAUAUGUUGGACAAUGUGGAAUUAGUCGCUACAUUAGAAAACACUAAAAGUAAAGCUGGAGAGGUAAUGGAAAAACUCGAGUUGGCUGUUGAAACUUCGAAAGAUAUUGAUAGACUGAGAGACGGCUAUAGAUCCGUUGCUAAAAGAGGAGCCAUUUUAUUUUUUGUUAUGGCUGACAUGGCUGCAGUUAAUGCGAUGUACCAAUAUUCUCUGGGAUCUUAUCUCGAGGUAUUUGCAUACUCGUUAAGAAAAGCUCUACCGCACACUGUACUGUUGAAAAGGUUAGGUAAUAUUAUCAAUAACCUCACAAAAAAUGUAUAUGAUUAUGGAUGCACUGGGAUAUUUGAGAAACAUAAACUAUUAUAUUCAUUUCAAAUGACUUCCAAAUUGGAAAAAUAUGAAAAUAAUAUAUCCCAGAUGGAGUUGGAGUUUUUCAUUAAGGGCUGUAUCAGUUUAGAGAAGUCGGAAAGACAAUGCCCAGCAACAUUCAUAUCACAACAGGGCUGGGAAGAUAUAAUGAAGCUCUCUAGUGAUUUUCCAGUGUUCAAUACUCUCCCAGAUGAUAUUUCUAGAAAUGUAACUGAGUGGAAGGAUUGGUACGAUUUGGAUGCUCCUGAAACUGUUCCCUUUCCUGUUGGAUAUUCGGACAAAGUGAACCCUUUUCAGAAACUGCUCCUCUUGCGAUGUUUCAGAGUUGAUCGAGUAUUCAGAGCAGUUGGAGAUUACAUAACAGAAACUAUGGGAGAGGAAUAUAUCAUGCCACCUGUUAUCAGUUUCGAUAACAUUUUCGAACAGAGCAAUCCCACAACACCUGUCAUAUUCAUUUUAAGUCCAGGUUCUGAUCCAACUGCUGAAUUGAUGAAGUUGGCUGAUAGAUAUGGAUUUGGCGGUGGAAAGUUUAAAUACUUAUCUCUUGGACAAGGUCAAGAGCCUAUAGCUGUAGGUUUACUCGAUACUGCAAUUAGUAGAGGACAGUGGCUGAUGUACCAGAAUUGUCAUCUGCUCCUCACAUUCAUAAGAACGCUUGAAAAACACUUAGAAAAAGUGAGUAAACCACAUCCCGACUUCCGAUUGUGGUUAACGACCGAUCCUGUAAACGCCUUUCCGAUCGGUAUGCUGCAAAGAUCCCUCAAAGUUGUAACAGAACCUCCGAAUGGUUUGAAAUUAAAUCUACGCAAUACUUACUUCAAAAUGAGAGUUCAAACACUAGAAACCUGUAACCAUGAUAUGUUUAAGCCAUUAAUAUAUGUCCUAGCCUUUUUCCAUGCAGUGGUUCAAGAAAGAAGAAAAUACGAUAAGAUAGGAUGGAACGUUUCAUAUGAUUUUAAUGAAUCUGAUUUCAACGUUUGCGUUACGAUUUUGGACACUUAUCUGACGAAAGCGAAAAAUCUGAAAGAUACCAGAAUACCCUGGGGAAGUUUGAAGUAUUUAAUUGGAGAGGUGAUGUAUGGAGGGAGGGUAAUCGAUGAUUUUGACAGAAGGAUAGUGAAAAUAUAUAUGGAUGAAUACAUGGGCGACUUUCUUUUCGAUACAUUCCAACCUUUUCAUUUUUACCACGAUGAAAGUGUCGAUUAUAUUAUUCCUCCCAGUGGUGUGAAGGAUGAUUAUAUAGCUUUCAUAGAUGAACUUCCUUUGACGAAUAGUCCGGAAAUUUUUGGUUUACAUCCGAAUGCUGAAAUUGGAUACUAUACACAAGCCACUAAAGAAAUGUGGAGGAUACUAAUUGAACUACAGCCUCAAUCAGCUUCCACUGGAGAGGGAAUUAGUCGAGAAGAGUUCAUAGAAAUUGUGGCUAACGAUGUUUUGAAAAAAAUACCAGACGAAUAUGAGAUUUGGAAGGUUAAAAGGGCUUUUCAAAGAGUUAUGUCGCCAACAAUUAUCGUUUUACUCCAAGAAUUAGAGCGUUUCAAUAAACUCAUUACUACAAUGAGAAGGACUCUACAGCAAUUACAAAAAGCUUUAGCUGGCGAGAUUGGUAUGGACAGUAUCUUAGACAAUGUCGCUUAUUCCCUUUUCAACGGUCAGUUGCCAGAUCCUUGGAGGAAGCUUGCACCUGCCACUUGUAAGAAUUUGGGAGGCUGGAUGGAGCAUUUCGAAUCCAGGCAGGCACAAUAUUUUCAAUGGUCAACCACUGGGGAACCACCUGUACUUUGGAUUUCUGGACUUCAUAUCCCAGAAACUUAUUUGGCGGCUUUGGUGCAAAUUGCUUGCCGUGUUCAUAAUUGGCCUUUGGAUAGAUCGACUCUUUACACAAAUGUAACCCAAUUCGUCGAACCUGCAGAAAUCACCAUGAGACCACCUACGGGAAAUUGUUUUGUUCAUGGACUUUUCUUGGAAGGUGCUGGUUGGGAUGUAGAAAAUAGCUGUUUGAGAAAAUCCCAUCCUAAGGUACUGGUAGAGAAACUUCCUGUACUAAGUGUGAUUCCCAUUGAGGCACACCGACUGAAAUUACAAAAUACUUUGAGGACUCCAGUUUACACUACUUCACAAAGACGAAAUGCAAUGGGAGUUGGUCUUGUUUUUGAAGCAGAUCUUUUCACUGCUGAACACAUUAGUCAUUGGAUACUACAAGGGGUUAGUUUAAUGCUAAAUACAGAUUGAUUAUAGUCAUAAGAAUAUAUUAUUUUAAUUUU